This is a messenger RNA of Manis pentadactyla (Chinese pangolin), 6723 nucleotides long. RefSeq names its product PWWP domain containing 2A (gene PWWP2A). The transcript has 2 exons. Gene Ontology annotation, molecular function: histone binding; chromatin binding. The coding region runs from base 102 to 2369 and encodes 755 amino acids. The record is from RefSeq and is a predicted model, not a curated record. Gene Ontology annotation, cellular component: nucleus. Lineage: Eukaryota; Metazoa; Chordata; Mammalia; Pholidota; Manidae.
GACAAAAUUGUUCGCGGGAGGGAGGGGAAGGCCCAGGGAACCAAGCAGUGCUGCCGCCGCCGCUGCAGCCUGAGUUGGAGGAGGGAGAAGCCAGGAGGAAAAUGGCGGCUGUGGCUGCAGAGGCGGCAGCGACUGCAGCGUCCCCCGGGGAGGGGGGCGCAGGCGAGGCUGAGCCGGAGAUGGAGCCCAUCCCCGGCAGCGAGGCCGGUACUGACCCCCUCCCGGUCACGGCCACUGAAGCAUCUGUGCCGGACGGCGAGGCCGACGGGCAGCAGUCUUCCUCUCAGGCCGACGAGCCGCGGCUCCCGCCGCCGCCGCCACCGCCGGGGGAGCUCGCCCGCAGCCCAGAGGCGGCGGGGCCGGAGCUGGAGGCUGAGGAGAAGCUUCCCGCCCGGGCGGUGGAGCCGGCGGCUGCCGCACCCCAGGAACGACCCGACUUUUCGCCUUCCCCAGUACCGCCGCCCGAGCAGCCCCCGGCUCCCGAGGGGCGUCAGGAGCCGCCGCUGCCCCAGCCCGCAGUCCCGGCGCUCGUGCCGCCGGCGGGCGGGGACUCCGCCGUGUCGCAGCUGAUUCCCGGCUCGGAGGUGCGGGUCACGCUGGACCACAUCAUUGAGGACGCGCUUGUCGUGUCGUUCCGCCUUGGGGAGAAGCUCUUCUCCGGGGUCCUCAUGGAUCUGUCCAAAAGGUUUGGGCCCCAUGGGAUCCCUGUGACAGUAUUUCCCAAAAGGGAAUAUAAGGAUAAACCCGAAGCCAUGCAGCUCCAAAGUAAUACAUUCCAAGAAGGGACAGAAGUCAAGCGUGAACUGAACGGUGCUGUUCCCGAUGACCCCUCUCCUGGCCUCCCUCCCACGCCGAGCCCGGCUGAAGGCCUGUGGACUUCCAAACCACCGCCCCUCUUCCAUGAGGGAGCACCCUACCCUCCCCCCUUGUUUAUCAGGGACACGUAUAACCAGUCAAUACCUCAGCCUCCGCCUCGGAAAAUUAAGCGACCCAAACGGAAGAUGUACAGGGAAGAGCCAACUUCAAUGAUGAACGCGAUCAAACUACGACCCAGGCAGGUCCUGUGCGAUAAGUGUAAGAACAGUGUUGUUGCUGAAAAAAAGGAAAUCAGGAAAGGUAGUAGUGCAAGUGACUCUUCUAAAUAUGAAGAUAAAAAACGGAAAAGUGAAAGUAUAGCUACUGUGAACAAAAAACUGAAAACUGAACAUAAGGUGGAUGGGAAAAACCCAAACGAAAGCCAGAGAAGAAAUGCUGUGGUCAAGGUCUCAAGUAUUGCUCACAGCAGAGGCAGAGUAGUCAAGGUUUCUACUCAGGCAAACACUUCGAAAGCUCAGUUAAGUACUAAAAAAGUGCUCCAGAGUAAGAACAUGGAUCAUGCAAAGGCUCGGGAAGUGCUGAAAAUUGCCAAAGAAAAGGCGCAAAAGAAGCAAAGCGAAACCUCUACAUCGAAAAAUGCACAUUCAAAGGUCCAUUUCACACGGCGAUACCAGAAUCCUAGCUCAGGUUCCCUUCCACCCCGGGUUCGUUUAAAACCACAAAGGUACAGGAAUGAAGAAAAUGAUUCUUCUCUGAAGACAGGACUUGAGAAAAUGCGGAGCAGCAAGAUGGCGCCUAAACCCCAGUCUCGCUGCACCUCUACCCGCUCAGCAGGUGAGGCCCCUUCAGAAAACCAGAGUCCCUCAAAAGGCCCCGAAGAGGCCCGCAGUGAGGUUCAGGACACAACUGAAGUGCUUGUGCCUGGUGAGCAGGAUGAACCACAGACACUGGGCAAAAAGGGCAGCAAAAGCAAUAUCUCUGUUUACAUGACCCUAAAUCAAAAGAAACCUGACUCUUCCAGUGCUUCAGUGUGUAGCAUUGAUAGCACAGAUGAUUUGAAAUCCUCCAACUCUGAGUGUAGUUCUUCUGAAAGCUUUGAUUUUCCUCCAGGCAGUAGGCAUGCACCUUCCACCUCCUCUACUUCCUCCUCUUCAAAGGAAGAGAAAAAGCUCAGUAAUUCCUUGAAAAUGAAAGUCUUUUCCAAAAACGUCUCUAAAUGCGUCACACCAGAUGGCAGGACCAUAUGUGUAGGGGACAUUGUUUGGGCCAAGAUCUAUGGCUUCCCAUGGUGGCCAGCCCGUAUUCUUACUAUAACUGUGAGCCGGAAAGAUAACGGCCUUUUAGUCCGACAGGAGGCCCGUAUUUCAUGGUUCGGGUCUCCGACGACGUCUUUCCUUGCUCUUUCGCAACUCUCCCCCUUUUUAGAAAACUUCCAGUCACGCUUUAAUAAGAAGAGAAAGGGCCUGUAUCGCAAGGCUAUCACAGAGGCAGCCAAGGCUGCCGAGCAGCUGACCCCCGAAGUGCGGGCUCUGUUGACACAGUUUGAAACGUGAACAUGGACAGUAAGGUAGGCAAGAACCACUAGAAGGAGCCACAGGUUUCUUGUCUAGUUAGAGGAGUAACUUCUAUGAAAUAGCUUGGCCAAACUGGAGAGAGAGAUUGCACUCAGUUGGCUGCUUUUUUACACUUACCUGAUAGCCAUUUUUAGACUGGGAAGCUUAAACUGAACAAGCAAUCAAUUUUGUCUUAAGGAAGUGAGGUUUUAGCAGUAUUUUUCAGUUUUGAAGUCUAACCAUCCCAAGGCAUAGGAACCAUAGCCUCAACUGAAAAUGAAUUUUUGCAGGGACUGUUAAUUGCCAUUUGUACCUAGUACCGUGUGUAUAUACACACAAUGUGUGUGUGUAGAUACAUGCACAUACAUACAUAUAUAUAUAAUAUAGCCGGUCACUAUGUGACACAGGUUGCAUAUUUGGGAUUGCAGUAAGGGCUGGUGAGCUGGGGGGAACAGUAUGGUUAUUUAAUGACUACCUGUUCUUUAAAGAUUAAUGAUCACUUAGCCUUUCUGUGUGUAUAAUGGCUCAAAAGUUUGAUACUAGGUGUUUGACAAACUGAGAUGCUUGCUAUUCAGUUUCAGACUGGGGAAAUAGCCCAGUAAUUGGGAUCAGGACUGUCAAGGAUGGCUAGGUUUGAAUCAUCACUCUGUUUUGUCCAGUAGGGAUUUAAUAAAAACUUUCAAAUUUCUGAUUUGGGAGUUUAGGUAGGUUUGUCUUUGGAUGUGUAAAUAGUUGAUGGCUAAAUUUGGUCAGAUUUCUCCUGACUGGCUGUUCCUAAAUUCUUAGGAUACGUCCUAGUAAAUUACACUUUGUGAAUUAAUUGUCAUGUGUAAUUGUUGCAUUUUGGAUGUACCUAAUUUGAUAAUUUUUAAAAAAUAUUUCCAUUUAAGGUAUCUGUUUGCAGGUCAGAAAAUGAGAAAAUGUAAUUGUGUAAUGCUCUGAAAUGUACAAAAAAAACAAGCUGUAAAUAAAAUCAACUAAAUCCAAAUUAUUUGUGUGUGUUUCUCAAAAAGCUUUGAAAAAUUUCAAGAUGGUAGAAAAUUAUUCUUUGUAAUAAUGUAUAGAGGAGGUGAAAAAUCAAACUUUUAUUUUCCUAUUUGCCCUAUCAGAAUAUAUUAUCUGAGUAUAGAUAAAAAUCAGUGAUUAAUCAGUAUAUUCUUCAAAUGAGAUUUUGCAGUUGUAGAGGUCUGAGAAGCAGAUUUGAGACCCUCCUCCCGCCAAUUGCAUACAAAUGUGUGGAUUUAAUUUUUUCAUUUUUUAGUUUCAAAACUACAUCACAUGCUUCAUUCUUUUUUAUACUUGUGUAAUUACAAUCAGUCUCUCGUGCUUGGUCUUCUGCCUCAGGUAUCACUGCUACUGGGGCUAGUAACUUAACUCACUAUUUUUCUACAUGGUCCAUCUGUCCCUAAGACUUGAUUUCUUAUUUUCUACUUAUAGCUUUUAUUGUUACUGAAAAAUACACCUGAUUGCCUGUGGAGGCAAACUUAUCCCAGUAUUUUUUAAGUUGCUUUCAUACUUUUUGUACCUUACUUUAAAAUUUGAUACAAUGUCAAUCUGACACUUUGGAAACUUGAAACGUUCAGAAACAGCACCUUUUUGUGUAUUUCUAAGUAGUCCAAUUUGGAAUAUCUUAGUUAACUAUGAAAUUAAUGAUAAUAUUAACGGAGAUUGAAAACCAAUAGUCUGUCAGCUUCCUUAAGGUCAUGGACUUACUAUGGUUUAUGUACUGAUUUCUGUAAAAGCAAGUAGAAUUUCUUCUGGGGAACUCAGAAUCAAUGCUUUUUGAUUAUAAUAAACACACAAUUGAAAGGAAAAACAAAUGUGUCACUUGAAUAGAACAUAUUCUUUCCUGCAAACAGAAACAAGUAUAAAGGUUUUUGAUUAUAACAGGUUGAAAUUCACAGCAUGAUUGAGAGGUUUUAAGGAAGUAUCUUAAAAGAUUUUCCGAGUAUUUAUUUCAGAUUAAUGAACUCAUUCAUAUAUAUUUGAAAGUUUGACAUCUAAGGUUCAGAAAGAUUUGAACAAGGCUGAGUAAAUAGUCACCUAAUAAUUCCAAGCCUUUGUGUAAUGAUCCAGGUGAGUUUUAACAUAGUGGUUUUGACAGUGGACAUUGCUAAGAUAGUCAAGUGCUAUGGCAAAUGUGCUUUCUGGCACCAACCAAAUUUGAUUCAGAAGCCACAUGGGGAAGAAAAUUUUGAGAACAAAAGUACUUAAUUUUAUGUAGUCCAUGCCUUUGAGGAGAAGGUUGAAACAAUCACAAAUGUGCAUGAUCUCUAUCAUACCAAUGAUCCAUUUUAAACCCACAGUUUUGCAUAUUUCAUUUGAAGUUCCAUUAGGGAAACAAGUUUUAAGGAAUUUCUAUAUUCUUAAAAUACGUGUUCUAGACACUAAUGGCUGCAUAUUAAUGUUUUGUUCAAAUAGAAACUUACUAAGCAGCUAGAUAAAUUUGUCCAGUGUCUACUGCGGAUGGAGAUAAGAGUUAAAAUCAAGUAAUUGUAGCCAUUUAUAUUUCUCUUUAAAAUGAUAAAAGAAGGAAUUUACUCUGGAGAGAACCAAGUGGGUAUCUUUUCCCUUUGCAGAGAGGAAAUUAGGCUUAGGUAAAAUCUCCAGUGGUUUAAAAUGAAGGGGCUGAAACAGCAUUAGCAAGAGGAGAAACCAAGUGAAGUACUGGCUAUAAUAGCCAAAGGUGUCUUCAUUUCUAGAAGUUCUCAGAAAGCAUCAGUAUUUUUCCCUUUUAUUUUUCUUGAAUUGAUAUUCUUCAGACCAGAAGGCUGACUUCAUUUGAAAGGGAUAUCUAUCCAGCUUUCAUUAAUAGAUGUGGAAACAGACAUAAAAGAUAAAGUAAAAUUAACUAGUCUGAACCCACCUACAUGACUUCAUGGUGUUUUCCUAUGUGGUUUUGAUGGGAAAAAUCUACGAAGGAUAAUUGUAGACCAGGAAUAUAGUGAGAUAGACUGCAGGUAAAGAAUAUGAAACGUAACAAAAUCAUACCAAGUAUGUAUCUUUUUGAGUGGAUCUGAGUUUCUAAUUUCAAAAUACUGAAUUGCACUCCUAUCUGAACUGGUUGUACUUAAUAUUGUAUUGAGGGAAAGGUGCACAUUGAUAGUCCUUUAUAUGCAUAACACAUUCCUUGAUUCAGAGGAACUGAGUUGGGAGUUGGAAAUACAGGCAGACCUCAGAGAUGUUGCAGGCUUGGUUCCAGACCACCACCAAAAGCCAGUAAUGCAGUAAAGCGAGUCAAAUGAGUUUUCUGGUUUCUCAGUGCAAAUAAAAGUACGUUUAUAUAUACUGUAGUCUAUUGAAGUGUGCAAUAGCAUUAUGUCUAAACAGUGUACAUGCUUUAAUUAAAUAACAUUCCUAAAAGGUGCCAACCAUCUGAGCUUUUAGCAAAUUGUAAUCUUGGCUGGUGAUGAGUCUUGUCUCAAUAUUAAUGGCUUGCUGACUGAUCAGGGUGGUGGUUGCUGAAGGCUUGGGUGGCUGUGGCAGUUUCUUAAAGACAAAUUUGCUGCAUAAAUUGAGUGUGCCUUUCACAGUUUCUCUGUAGCGUGAGAUGCUGUUUGGUAGCAUUUUUACCUACAGAACUUCUUUCAGAAUUGGAGUUAGUCCUCUUAAACUCUGCCACUGCUUUAUCAACCAAGUUGAUACUCUAAAUCCUUUGCUGUCAUUUCAAGUCUUCACAGUGUUUUCACCAGGACUAGACUCCAUCUCAAGAAACUGCUUUCUUUGCUCACAUAAGAGGCAAUUCCUCAUCUAUUAAGGUUUUGUCAAAAGAUCAUAGUAAAUGAUCACAUCUUUAGGCUCCACUUCUUAUUGUAGUUCUCGCUAUUUCCACCACAUCUUCAGUUACACACUCCACUAAAGUCUUGAUCCUUCAAUAUGAAAAAACUGCAAUAUCUACAAAGCUCAAUAAAGUGAGGUAUACCUGUACCUUAAGAAAUCUAACUUGGAUCGUAAUCUGAAAUUAGACUUUCCCUUUUGUGAAUUAAUCUGUGGUUUGUGCUGCAUUGGUUUACUGUUAAGUGUUCAGAGCAGAGAUGCAAAUUUCUAGAAAAGUUGAUAAUGUUCUGAUUCAGGAUAUUGUCUUGAUUUGGGUCCACUGAUGGCCUCCAACAGAGAAUUGUCCAAAGAGAAUGAAGACCCUAUUUCUAAACUGGGACAAAUUUAGCGGUUACUUUGGGAUUGUAUCAAUAUGGUUGCUAUUAAAAUAAUUUCUGGUUGAAAUGCCUGAUAAAGGGAAUUCAGAAACGGUAUAAGAGGCUGCACAUUCCAAUUGUCAGGAGAGAACAAAACAGCUAAGCUGCAUUAAUUAAUUUUACCUAGUUUUGGUUUAGGCUCAUAUAUUCUGUAUGUACAU